AUGUCUUUAGUAUUGAGUUCAUUUCGAGACACAUUAUAUGCUGUCACUUCCUGUUGCUUUCCUAACCCAACACUUCAUAUUAAUCGCCGAACUUUCAAGGUGAUAAAAUUGCUUGGUGAAGGGGGGUUCUCCUUUGUUUACCUGGUGCAAGAUGUUAGCACUGGCCGGCAAUAUGCUUUGAAAAAGAUUCGUUGUCCUUUAGGUACCGAUUCUGUGAAGAAUGCUAUGAAAGAAGCUGAUAUGUAUAAAUUAUUUUCGCAUGAAAACAUUAUCAAAGUCAUUGAUACUUGUAUUAUUCAAGACAAAGAUGGUGGUAAAAUUGUAUAUAUUUUUUUACCAUAUUAUAAGAACGGAAACCUUCAAGAUGUCAUCGACAAUAAUUUGGCGCAUAAUAAACGUUUUAGCGAGAGAGAAAUGUUGAAAAUUUUUCGAGGAAUUUGUUAUGCUGUUAGAGCCCUUCAUACUUAUAGGUUUCCUACUGUUCCUUUAAGAUCAGAGACAAAUAACAUGGUAAAUGAAAUGAACAAUGGUUCGAUUACAUCGCAAUCUAACGAACAGAAUGAGGAUGACAUUGUACCGUUUGCUCACAGAGAUAUUAAACCUGGUAAUAUUUUGCUGUCUGAUGAUAUGCAAACGCCUGUAUUGAUGGAUUUUGGAUCUUUGAUUCGAGCACGAAUAAAGAUUCAAACUCGUAAUCAAGCUUUAUUACAACAAGAUUUAGCAGCAGAACAUUCUACUAUGCCAUAUCGAGCACCGGAAUUGUUUGAUGUAAAGACUAAUGUUACACUUGAUGAAAAAGUUGAUAUCUGGUCAUUGGGAUGUACUUUGUAUGCAAUGGCUUACAGAAAAUCACCAUUUGAGACUAGUAUGAACGAACAAGGUGGAUCAAUGGCUUUAGCUGUACUUAACGCUCAAGUCCGAUUUCCUUCCGUCGAGCAAUAUUCUCCAGAAUUUAGGGAUUUAAUUAGAUUUAUGUUAGAAGCAGAUCCCCAAAGUCGGCCAAAUAUUCAUGAUGUAAUUGCUAAGGUAGAUGCACAAUUAGAACAAUUAGAUUCUUAA
This is a messenger RNA of Funneliformis geosporum, 1059 nucleotides long. Lineage: Eukaryota; Fungi; Glomeromycota; Glomeromycetes; Glomerales; Glomeraceae. The record is from the annotation of a GenBank genome assembly.